Molecule: messenger RNA, 715 nt
Organism: Cryptomeria japonica (Japanese cedar)
Lineage: Eukaryota; Viridiplantae; Streptophyta; Pinopsida; Cupressales; Cupressaceae
Exons: 2
Coding region: 46-552 (168 amino acids)
Source: RefSeq, a predicted model, not a curated record
UCGCCCUCAAAUUCUCAUUAUUGUGUGUUUUCAUUGAAGAUCAAGAUGAUGAAAAACACAGGAAAAAUUCCUCUGGUUGGGAUGUGUAUUAUAUUUGCCAUCCUACUCAAUUCCCUUGAAGGUCGCCCAUCAAACUAUAUGCAUGAUGUCAAUAGUGUGCAAGACAUUUCAAUACAAUCCCCGGCCACAGGAGGUGAUAUAUCUGCUGAGCCUAUACCACCAGGAGGUGGUAUUUCUGCUCUAUCCGAACCAGUAGGAGGUGAUAUUUCUGCUGAAUCUGAACCAGUAGGAGGUGAUAUUUCUGCUCUAUCUGAACCAGUAGGAGGUGAUAUGUCUGCUGAAUCUGCACCACCAGGAGGUGAUAUUUCUGCUCUAUCUGAACCAGUGGGAGGUGAUAUUUCUGCUGAAUCUGAACCACCACCACUUCCACAAGUUAGUGGACUGAUUUUUCCUGUGCCAUGCGUAGUGACUCAGUUUAUUCGGCUCUCUUGCACAAAUUCGACUAAUGCCAACACACAGAUAACUGAAUUCUGUACCUGCACAGUAGCAUAGUUCCUAUAUAUACGGAUGGAAGUUUUAGAGAUCAUAUGCAAUCCAUAAUAAUACUAAAUAAAUGGUCUUCUUAUCAAAUAAUGGAAUGAAUUUGCUCUGAUAUUAUGUAACCUUCUUGUUCUACAGCAACAAUAUAAUAUAGCAGUUGCCAUUAUUGUUUAAA